This is a messenger RNA of Candida dubliniensis CD36, 2892 nucleotides long. RefSeq names its product Put3p (gene PUT3). The coding region runs from base 1 to 2892 and encodes 963 amino acids. Lineage: Eukaryota; Fungi; Ascomycota; Pichiomycetes; Serinales; Debaryomycetaceae. Gene Ontology annotation, biological process: DNA-templated transcription; positive regulation of transcription by RNA polymerase II. The record is from RefSeq and is a predicted model, not a curated record. The transcript has a single exon. Gene Ontology annotation, molecular function: zinc ion binding; DNA-binding transcription factor activity, RNA polymerase II-specific; sequence-specific DNA binding.
AUGGAUCCACAAGACUUGUCGGAGGAAAAAAAUAUUGCUGAUGCAUUAAUCAAUUUAGAUACCAUACCACUUGACUUACAACCACCAGCUUCAUCAUCAGCGUCAUCGCCCAUGACAUCCACAAGAAGCAAAUUAGAAACCCCCAAAUCAGUAGACACCAACACAUCCUUAAACCCUCGUCAGAAAAGGGCGUCUUUGGCUUGUAUAAGAUGCCGAACACGUCAUAUUCGAUGUCCUGGAGGUGAUCCUUGUAGGAAAUGUCAAUUGGCAAAAUCGAAAUGUGAAUAUGUUGAAGCCGACAAAAAAAUUGUUGUAUCGAUGAAGUAUCUUUCCAAACUACAUGAUGAAAUAGCAAGAUUGAAAAAAGAUAAUGCUGGAUUAAGAAAUAAUUUAAAAGAACAAGAAUUGAAGCAAAUUGACUCACCACAGGGAAAACCUCAAUUUGCAAAUGCAUCCUCUAUCAACCGGGUUCCUCCAUUAUCCAUGGGUCCAAAUAUAAUGGGAACACUACAAUCGCAAACAUCUCAAACAAUACCCUCAUCCUUCGUACAACCACCACCAGCAAAUGGGGAAGUGAUUCAUCCGUCAUUAGAUAAAUAUGGAAGAUUGAUUCAAUCACGUACAGGUGAAAAAGUAUAUGUUGGGUCAUCAUCUAUGACGUUGUUUGGAUUGGAAAUUCAGAAUAUGGUCCCAUCGUUUGUUUCAAGCUCACUUCUACUGAACACAAGUUCGUCUACUACCCCAGCCCCAUCUCCCAAUAGCAGCGAUCAGACACUUCCCCCGCUACCAACACAACAGCAACAUCAAUUACCAAACAGUUUAUCACCAAAACAGGAACACUACCAGAGCAAACGAGAAUCCAAGAUCUUAGAGAAAGAGGGAAAUGCCUAUAAAAUUACUUUAUCCAAAACCAAAACAAGACCGGGAUUAUCGAUUAAUUUUGAACUACCGUCGUAUUCUUAUGCCAUGUUAUUGGUCGAUACAUUUAUCAAUUACAAUGACGGAUGCUUUUAUUUCUUUAAUGAAGGGUUGAUCAAACGAUUUCUAAUGAAUUUGUAUUCCGGUAAGGCCGCUGAAAACAAACGAAUAUUACGACGCAACACCCAUCCAACGAAAAGCCCUGACCAGGAUGAAAACACUAUCAAAAAGGAUACUGACGAUGAGACAAUUUUAGAAACCAUUUGGUUUUGCAAAAUAUUGCUUAUAUUUGCCAUUGGGGAAAUGUACUUGGGGACAGAAUCCAGCACACAUGCCCGGAGACAAAAAUUGGAGAAUAUGAAGCGUAGUAAAGAAAAGCGGGAGAAGCAUGCAUUGCCUGGCUCGGCAUUUUUCUAUCAAGCUUCAGAGUUAUUUACUGGUCUUUUUGCUUCGGGAGCGAUCGAUAAUAUCACUAAAGAUGGUGGUAUAGAAGUCAUGCUUUUGUAUGCAUUUUAUUUGCAAGUGGCUGAUUGUACAAUAGCGUCUUACUUUUAUUUUGGGUUAGCUUUGAGAGCAGCACUAAUUUUGGGUUGGCAUGUCGAUGCAGAUAAAGAAAACUUGAACCGGUUUGAAUUGGAGCAUAGAAGAAGGAUAUGGUGGACGGUGUACAUGUAUGAAAGAAUGCUUUCAUCAAAAGCCGGGUUACCCUUGAGUUUUGCUGAUGACUCAGUAUCAACCGAACUACCAAUUGAUUUUAAAAUUGAUUUGACAGAUUUCCCCAGAGAUGAACUCGACGUUAGAGGGUAUUAUAUUUUCCCACCAGCAGAUUAUAUUAACAAUUGUGUUACCAUUACCCAAAUCAAUGCCGUUAUUUUGUCAUCGUUGUAUACCAAACAACCGUCUUUCAAUAUUUUGCCGGUGGUCACUGAUUUGGUUCAAAGAUUAAUGGCAUGGAAAACAUCUUUACCUAAAUAUCUUGAUGUUGACUAUUCGGUUGACAGUCCCAAAGUAUCACGAUUAGUAACAAACUUAAUGACAGAAUAUUUCCAAGGGAUUAAUUUAGCAGUGCGUCCCUUAUUAUUUCAUUUUGCAACUAAGAAAUUGAAAGAAUUGCAAAUACAAAAUACCCAAAAUAAAUAUAUCGAUUUGACAAAAUAUUCAAAGAAUGUUCUAACAUUAUUAAAUGCAUCAUUCCAAGCAUCGAUAAACACCAUCAAAAGUAUAUGGUCGCUUCUUCAGGACAAUAUGGUGGCAUUGUUUGGAUGGAUGGAUAGAGAGUAUUUAUUUACUUCUGCUUCAACGUUAAUCUUGUUCAACGCAUCUUUUGGUGUUCAUGAAGCCACAAGAGAUCAUUUGGACCAUGCAUUAAUUUUAUUCACGAAAAUGAAAAGAUUGGGCAAUUAUCCUGCUGCUCUUAGACGUGCACAGUUGUUGAAAUUAAUUAAUGUUUUGGACUUCAAUGGAGUCAUGGCAGAAUUAUUAGAAAAACACGAUGAUGACAACAACAGCAGCGGCAGCAGCAGCAAAACAAUGUCCGCAUCUGCAACUGAAAGUACCACCGACAAUAAUGUGGGGCCAUUUUUAAACCCACCACCUAUUAGACCAAGCGAUUUGGACUUUUUGCAAUUUACCAAUGUUCAAGGAAACGAAGGAACUGAUGGUAUGGACGGUGUUUCGAAUGCUGGAGUUGGAGUUGGGGUUGGUACUGGUGAUGUUUAUGCCAACCAAGAUUUGACUGGUAUUGAAGGUCUCACUUAUCUAGACGCCGAGCAAAAGUUAUGGAGUGAUAUUACAAAUGAAGCUGGUUGGUUAAAUAUGCAUUCUACUGAAAAGGAUACUAAUGUAACGGAAAGGGAUCCAUUGGAUGAAGGCUUUAUAUUUAACACUCUAUCACCUGAUCUUGGUUCUAGUGUCCAUUCAGGAUAUUCGAAUUUGAUAAACCAUGAAUUUCAAGAUUUCAUGGAUCAGUCUUAA